AUGAAGAAUCAAAAGAGACCAGGAAGACCUAAAGUGAGGUCAGCUGUGGUACUUGCUGACAAAUCAUCGAAUUCAGCGGAUACAAAGCAUACUUCAAUACCUCGUUACAAUCGCAUUGCCUCAGGACAGGACGCCGACCUCAACACUCAAUGUAUGAAGAUGAGCCAUCACGAGGAGGUCAAUUCUAGAGAAGAUGAAAAAGAGAAUGACAUAGACGAAUUGUUGUCUUCUCCUAUCAAGAGGUCCUCAUAUGAGAGUCCUCUUCAAUCUAGGUAUUUGGAAUCUUCGUCACCAAUCAGAAAGAAAAAAACAGUAGCAUUUUCAGAUGAAUUAUUAAGUGAUAUGCCUAGCUCCCCUGAUAAAUUCAGUACCCCGAAAAGAUCUAUCUUGAAACCUACUCAUGGCGGGUGUAACCAACUGAUUGAUCCUAAUAACACAGCUCUUUGGUCCAAGCAGUCUGGCAAUGGUCGAGAUCUGUAUUGGCCAGGCAAUAACAAUUUUUGGUUACAAGGCACUGUAAUUCAGUUGCCACAUGGGUCUCCUGAAUUACCACAGUUAAUUCAAGGUUGCCUUCGUGUGCUUAGUGAUGAAUCAUUUAAUAAGAGGUUUGAAGUUUAUGCAACCUUAAACAGUCUUAAUAAAUCUGAAAAUGAAGCCUUACGUAAAAUAUUUGGAGCAAGCAGACAAAUAAUUAAUGGUAAAACCCAAGUAUUUCAACCUACAGUAAGGUAUUCUGAUAACAAUAUUGUCAGUGAACUAACGUCGUAUAUUCGAAAGGAUAUAAUAAAGUAUGAAUCGAUAUUAUUCCCCGCGGAGAUUGAGAAAGAAAACCAGAGAAGUAAGUCCAAAAAUGAUCCCUUCAGUAUUAGAGUCAUUUCACAAGCUCUUAGAUUAAUUGGUAAUUUUAUUUCUGAUCCCGAGUUAAAUUUGUUGAUACCUGCUGAUGACAUCAAGUGGUUUUUUUUACAUUCUUGCUCCACUAUAGUUACUACAACCACUUCCAAGGCCCUAGUAGCAUCGUAUUUGGGAAUCAUAAAAGAAUACAAUUUUAGCAUUAAGAAAAAAAGAAUAGUUUUUGAAAACUCUGAUCUUCCGGAACGGAUCUUGUUUAGUCUUCUUAAUAUGAAGAGUUUUCCAAGCCCCUCAAUCCUCACAGAAAGAUUUAUAAGUAUCAGAAAUUUGGUACAAACCUUUCCUAGCAUGAUGUCAAAAAAUUUUAGACAUUGGUUCGGCUUGUUAUUGAUCAAUGUUUGUUCACUUACCUCACAAGCUUAUUACAAGUGUAUGGCGAUUGGUUCUCUGGUAUUAUUAGAAAUUUCAAAGCACUUUCUUGACAACAAGAAUGCAAUGUUGCAGGUUGAUUCUUUUUUGGAAUCAAAUUUACCCAAGAAUUUCAAGUCUUUCUUUUCAGAAGGAAGUAUUUUUGAAGCCGAUCUGGAUAUAUUGGCUAUGGAGUAUGUCAAUUCAGGUCUAAGAACAAUGAUUAACAAUGGUCAAUCAAAGCCUGCAAUGGAAAUAUGGAUGGCUAUAACAUUGUUAUGCAAUUCGGGAAACUCUGGCUUUGAAGCUUGGUGCUUUCUUUCAAGAUGGAUGGAGAUUCAAAAUGCUUGUUUUCAAGGACAUGGAAACUCAGCAAAGUUAUUAGCAAUUACAUCCUUCAAGACGGUAGUCUACAGAGUGUGUCACAAUGACUUGUCAAAUACGCAAAAGUUCUUUGAUACUCAACUUCAAGGUGGGAAACAAAAAUCUCAAAUUAUAAAUAAUACCUUCAAACCGAAAGUAAGAUUACUAACUCACGCGAUACUAAAUGUGUCGGAAAUUGAAGAUCAAAAGGAUCUUAUUGACGGGCUACAUGAUUUGUUUCUUUGUAUUAUAUAUACGUUGGUGAACCCUAUGUCGCAGAAGUCAUCAACGAAGUACAUGCAUAUUUAUUGGGACAGGAUUUUGCAGCCUGUUUUAAUGUUUUUUUACUUCAAAAGAGGAAGCUCUAGUCCUUAUAUGAAUAAUCUAGGGUUCAAUCUAUUAACUAAAUUGUUAAAAAAUUCAACUGCUUCACUUGGGAAAUCUCAUAAUGAGUUCAGAUGUCUUUCAAGUGAGCCAAUUUCACUAAAUGAAUUAGCUCCUUUGCCUUCCAGAUGGAUAUAUAAUCAUUUUGAUAAAUUGAUACCUUGUGUCACAGUCAUCUUACAGUUAGAACUAAUAUUUGUUGAGCAAAAGGUAGAAUUAAUCACAGAACUUUUAAAUACUAUCAAAUUAUCUACAAAAAAAGAGAUCAAAGUCUCGCAAAGUACUUUUGAUAUUAUUGAUAGUAUGCCAAUUAUUUUGGAUGUUCUAUUCAAGCAUUCUAAUGUUUCAUCGGAGGCCACAAGCAAAUUGGUAAUCUCUUUGCGUGAGACGUUUGAUUCAUCUUCUUUAGUGAGACACACUAACAGAUCAGGCUAUACUUCUAGUUCCUAUCUAACUAUAAUAGAGAAUUAUAAUAUCAAGGUGGGAGAUGAUCAAUUGAAAGAGUUAUUGGAUUUAAUUUUAUCAGGACUUGCGAAGGCAGACAGUAUGGCUUUAUUACAAGAUUUGACAAAACUUUUCAAGGAAACUAAAGAAAGUGAGUCCAGUCAUAAGCUUAAGAUGAUUGUGAACUUUAUUUCUGUCGUUACUGAAACAGACUUUGAAACAUGUAAGGAUAUUAGUGGAAUUCUUGACAACGAGUCAGAAGAUAUAGCGAAAAAACUUAUUGAGUUUGCAACUGCAAAGAGUAACGUUGAUGAAGCGUCGAAACUUUUGAAGAGCUUGGAUGUUCACACAUGGUCUUUACGGAUGUUUGAAUAUUACAUUUCAUUGUCGCAUAACAUGCUGUGUGAAUUGCUUAAAGCUCACACGAAUUCUUUAAUGAAACAAAAGCUUGAGAAUUAUGAUUCAUUUGUUUACUUUUUCAAGUUUUUAAUUUAUAAUAGAUAUGACUCGGAAAUUCUGGCCUUGGUAGGAGACAUAAUCAGAAAACUUAAUGAUAUUCAAGGCUUUCAUCGUUUUGAAAUUUCGCAAAUUUGGAAAGACUAUCUUUCGAAUCUCCUGAAAAGCGACAACUUUGAGAUACUUGACAAUGUACUUGUUGUUACAUAUGAACAAUCAGAAAUUGAUGUGAAGCCUUAUGUAAGGAAUAAUUGGGCUAAAUUGCCUUCUUUAAAGAGAUGCUGGUUAGAUCGUAACUCGGAGCUUCAUAUUGAUAAGGCAUUAAGCAGCUUUCAAGAAUCAGAGCACAAGAAGGAAACUGGUGAGAGCUCGACUAAUGUCUUAUCCAAAUUCUGCAACAGUCGCCCGAGGGGCCGCCCUAAAGGUCGGUUAAGUCGCAGGAGGAAAGCUAAUAGCGAUAGCUCUUCUAUACCUGCACAAGAGUACAAGAGUAAAACAAAAACUAGUUCUGAAGACUAUGAAGGGUAUCAGCAAGAGAAUAAGGGAUUGGACUCAAAUGAACUGUGUAAUGAUAGGGAGAGGGAGAGUCACAACUUUAAUCUUCACAGUUUCACAGCUCUAGUUACAAGCAAGCUAUCAUCAGUCGUUGAUCAAAGCAUCGACCAAAGCGACGCAAAAACUAAAAUACCCGCCAAUACUAUUUAUGAUAAUUCUCUCCAGUCACCAAGGGAGAACUCUGCAAUACAUACAAGUGAAGAAUAUUCAAUAUCAAAUGACGUCGAAAAUAGUUUUAAUCUCAAAAAAGACACCAAAAAGGCAAACUCAGAAUCCCUGCUCGAAAAUAGAAAUACUCUUGAUAAAAGGAAGUUUUUAGAGAGUGAAGGGGAUAUGUCAAUACCCAAGAAGGCGAAGGUCUCAGAGCGCAUUGAUGAAUUUCAAAAAUAUGAGAAUUCAAACGGGGAUUCAUCCCCGAGAUCUGAAAGCGAUAUAGGCAGUUAUGAAAGUAAUGGUCUUAUGACUCCAAAUGACAGCAUGGAUGAAGAGAAUGCUUUUUCAAGACGAAUCCAAUCAUCUUUUCUAAUGACUGAUAAGAAUGAUGGUUCUAUGACUUCACUUGAAUCACUACUUGAUGGCUCGAUUUCACCAGAUGAAGCAGAUGGUUUUCAAGAGACUGGUAGUAUUAUCAGCCUCAACGAUGGUUCUCCGCAGACUGCAAAACCAUCAAAACACACAAAAAAAAGACCCAAUCAUUAUACAAUCACAGAACUGAGAACCAGUCCUGAAAAGAGCAAACUUAUAGAAAACUCUCCGAAGAGCUCGCUGUCUAAAGAGAAUCUCCUUUUAAGAUCUACGAAUUUGUCUAGCCAAUUUAGUACUUCUUCAAAAGAGUCAAGUGAGAGCAACGAUAAUGUCGUUUCCCUGGUUACUUCUACCUCAAAAGACUGCCCUGAGUUGGUUCGAGAGGCACCACUGAAAUCCUUAUCAGAACGUGGUGAUUUCGGUCUGAUAUCGAGUAUUUUGGAUGCAAUUCUGGAUGAGGAAAUAUCGAAACUAACUGCUGAUGAAAAGCAUCAACUCGAAACAAGGCUUAUGCAAUUGAUGCUCAGAAUGAGAAGUAUUCCACCUCAGAGCUAA
Messenger RNA from Priceomyces carsonii, 4542 nucleotides. RefSeq names its product DNA-binding protein. The transcript has a single exon. Bases 1 to 4542 code for a protein of 1513 amino acids. NCBI's taxonomy places the organism in Eukaryota, Fungi, Ascomycota, Pichiomycetes, Serinales, Debaryomycetaceae. The record is from RefSeq and is a predicted model, not a curated record.